Molecule: messenger RNA, 2082 nt
Organism: Aspergillus homomorphus CBS 101889
Lineage: Eukaryota; Fungi; Ascomycota; Eurotiomycetes; Eurotiales; Aspergillaceae
Product: transcription factor
Exons: 3
Coding region: 1-2082 (693 amino acids)
Biological process (GO): regulation of DNA-templated transcription; cellular response to starvation
Cellular component (GO): nucleus
Molecular function (GO): zinc ion binding; DNA-binding transcription factor activity, RNA polymerase II-specific; RNA polymerase II transcription regulatory region sequence-specific DNA binding
Source: RefSeq, a predicted model, not a curated record
AUGAACGUAGACGCCAAGGAGAAGAGCUCGCCUGCUCCGUCGGUAGAGCCCAUUGGGUCCAAUCACGACAUCAGAUCUGCCGAUGAACACUCGGAAACCCCCAAGAUGGAGGUUAACGGCGACGAGAAGGACAAAGGCAUCGUGUCGCUUGGACAGAAGUCGGCCAAUGCAAAGGAUCCGUCGAGACCGCGGAGGAAAAAGGCUCGCAGGGCUUGUUUUGCUUGCCAGCGGGCGCAUUUGACUUGCGGUGAUGAGAGACCGUGUCAGCGGUGUAUCAAGCGUGGCCUGCAAGAUGCAUGUCAGGACGGGGUCCGGAAAAAGGCCAAGUACCUUCAUGACGCACCCGAUGGGGCGUUGAUGCCUGGCAUUGGUGGAAACUUUUACAACAAUCCUAUGCGUAACAAUAGUCUGCCGCUGUCGAGGAACGGUGCAAACGCAGUCAAUGCGACCGCUCCGCAGAAUUCCGGUGCCAGCUUCUAUCCAACUCCCCAGUCUACGUCAUACAAUGUCUACCAAGAGAACCCCAUGAAUCAAGCGUCGUUCACCUCGCAAUCGCCCGUCUCGCCUUCGUUCAACCUCAAAGCCACCCCCACCGCUCGAAAUAAUAGCUUGCCAACCUCAGUAAAUCAGCAGCCACCGGCCACGAAUGCCUCGGGUCCGCCAACUCAGCCUCCCAAUCCGUUCGCCGGUCCGUUCUUCGAUCCCAGUGACCCCGCACUUUUCAAUUUUGAUCUUUCUAGCAUGAACUUUGAGAACCGAUACGGCGCGCUGGAGUUCGGCAUGCUGGGACACAUGGCGACAGGCGCUGGGGAUUCACCGAGCGACUCAGCCACGCAGCGCGGGUCCAUGGGCCGCAGUGGCUCUGCCCAGUUCGCUACGACUCCAAUCACUGGAGGGCCUGGUUUCGGGGAAAGUCCCGGCAACCAGCAACCGUUCAUGUUCGGUGACCCGCUCUUGAAUGAAUGGCCGAGCAGCCAGGCCCCAGGACAGGCGCAUGUCAAUGUCCCUAGCGUCUACCCCCAGUCAAGUCAGGGGAAUGUGAUACCUGGCCAUCUGUCCAAGGCCGAUGCGCCUCAUGCGUUUGCGAUUGAAAGCGGACCAGGCCAUUUCAACAGCCCUGGCGCGACGACUAGUCCUCGGAUGACGAGCGGCUUCGAAGAUUCUCCGUUUAGCACUCCUAUUGCUAGUAAAGCGAAUGGGUUGGCUCCGAACAAUCAACGACCCGCUAUCACGACACCUAGUUUGAAGCACCAGAAUCUGCAUGUGGGUGUGCGCCGGCGACAACGGAAUCCAUCUUCGAUCUACGAAAGUGUAAAGGAGCCUUACGCAUAUACCAGUCGCUUUCACAACCUUACUGCCUUCAUCCAGCGGCGAUUCAGUCCGCAGAAGACCCUACAGAUUGCCAAGGCGCUGGCAUCGAUUCGGCCCUCGUUUAUUGCGACUACCAAAACGUUGAACCGAGACGAUCUAAUCUUUAUGGAGAAGUGCUUUCAGCGGACGCUGUGGGAAUACGAGGACUUUAUCAACGCGUGCGGUACACCUACGAUCGUAUGUCGUCGAACGGGCGAAAUCGCGGCGGUGGGAAAAGAGUUCAGUAUUCUGACUGGAUGGAAGAAGGAUGUGCUUCUCGGUAAGGAGCCGAAUCUGAAUGUGAACACUGGGGGCACCUCGGUCCCAAACUCGGGGGCUUCCUCCCGCAGUUUCACUCCGCGCGGAUCGGCGGGCGAGAGCUCAACACCGGGGCGGCCGCACCCCGUGUUCCUGGCAGAGCUGCUGGAUGACGAUAGCGUGGUGCAGUUUUACGAAGAUUUUGCCCGUUUGGCGUUUGGCGACUCUCGUGGUAGUGUGAUGCGGACGUGCAAAUUGCUAAAGUACAAGACGAAAGAGGACAUGGAGCUGGCAUCAGAGGACAACCAACGGUGGAACAGUCAUCUGCGCAAGGGCGGAAUCGCUAGCGAGGCGGGAAUGAAUCAAUUGGGAUUCAAGGAUGGCAAGGUUGAUUGCGCCUACUGCUGGACAGUGAAGCGCGACGUAUUCGAUAUCCCGAUGUUGAUUGUGAUGAAUUUUCUCCCAUGCAUCUGA